Solenopsis invicta (red fire ant) is the source of this 1412-nucleotide messenger RNA. RefSeq names its product 4-hydroxyphenylpyruvate dioxygenase (gene Hpd). Gene Ontology annotation, biological process: L-tyrosine catabolic process. The record is from RefSeq and is a predicted model, not a curated record. Gene Ontology annotation, molecular function: metal ion binding; lactoylglutathione lyase activity; 4-hydroxyphenylpyruvate dioxygenase activity. Gene Ontology annotation, cellular component: Golgi membrane; endoplasmic reticulum membrane. The transcript is spliced from 12 exons. The coding region runs from base 113 to 1255 and encodes 380 amino acids. NCBI's taxonomy places the organism in Eukaryota, Metazoa, Arthropoda, Insecta, Hymenoptera, Formicidae.
GUGGGUCCCAAGAUAUUUAAAGCGGAACCCGAUGAGCGGACAGUGAUAAUCGAACGUUCGAUACCAUUGCAGGAGAUACUUUUUACCGUUUUCCUCAAUUUCGAAAGUCAUCAUGACAACUUACACCGAUAAAGGACCCCAGCCCGUCGGAGGAAAAUUCCUCAGUUUCGAUCAUAUAAAAUUCUGGGUUGGAAAUGCGAAGCAGGCCGCCAGUUUCUACCGAUGCAGGAUGGGAUUCCAGCCAGUUGGAUAUCGCGGUUUGGAAAAUGGCUUCAGACGAACAGCUACGCACGUCGUCAGACAGAACAAAAUAGUGUUCGUGUUUGAAUCUCCGUACGAGCCUGAUAAUGAAGAAAUGUCUGAUCAUCUUUCCCGACACGGGGACGGCGUGCGAGACGUAGCGUUCAACGUCGAAGACAUAGAUACCAUUGUGAAGGUCGCUAAGAAGAGAGGUGCCGAAAUAGUGCGCGAUAUAUGGGAGGAAAGCGACGAGUACGGCACCGUGAGAAUGGCUACUCUGAAAACUUAUGGCGACACGCUCCAUACACUUAUCGAUAGAACGAGGUACAAGGGCUUCUUCCUGCCAGGCUUCGCGAGGGCACCGGAGGACGUUCUUCUCCCACAAUUGCCGCAAAUACAUUUGAAUUUCGUGGAUCAUGUGGUGGGUAAUCAACCCGACAAACAGAUGGAACCUGUUGCUAAGUGGUAUGAGGAGUGUUUACAAUUUCAUAGAUUCUGGUCAGUAGACGACACGCAGCUACACACGGAAUAUUCCGCGCUACGUUCCAUCGUGAUGACGAAUUGGGAAGAGACGGUAAAGAUGCCGAUCAACGAGCCUGCGCCGGGGAAGAAACGCUCUCAGAUCCAGGAAUACGUCGAGUACUACGGCGGCGCCGGCGUGCAGCAUAUUGCCCUCAACACCAGUGACAUUAUUACAGCAAUAACUAAUCUGCGUGCCAGAGGAAUGGAGUUUCUUGAGGUGCCCGAUAGUUAUUACAACAUGCUUAAAAACCGCUUAAAAGCCAGUGGCAUGACAAUCGUGGAGGACUUGGAUAUACUACAGAAAUUAAAGAUACUAAUAGACUACGACGAGAACGGAUAUCUUCUACAAAUAUUCACGAAAAAUAUGCAAGACCGGCCGACACUGUUCAUAGAAGUCAUACAGAGGCGCAAUCAUAACGGUUUCGGCGCCGGCAAUUUCCAAGCGCUGUUCGAAGCGAUCGAAUUGGAGCAAGCAAAACGUGGGAAUCUAUAAAAUGUUAACAUUCCUGAUAUAUAUGUAAAAUUAAAACCAUUAACUGUAUAAAGUAAUCCUAUGAAAGAGCAAAGGACGAGUAUCUUUGUACUUAAUUGUAUCUAUGCUCUACUUAUAUAAUGAAAUAUCACAUUAAAAGUAUAUUAUGCAUAUAAAA